Messenger RNA from Saccostrea echinata, 3294 nucleotides. RefSeq lists its product as uncharacterized. NCBI's taxonomy places the organism in Eukaryota, Metazoa, Mollusca, Bivalvia, Ostreida, Ostreidae. Gene Ontology annotation, molecular function: cysteine-type deubiquitinase activity. The coding region runs from base 1 to 3294 and encodes 1097 amino acids. The record is from RefSeq and is a predicted model, not a curated record. Gene Ontology annotation, biological process: protein deubiquitination. The transcript is spliced from 5 exons.
AUGUCUAAAUGCAAUAUACAGUUGAUUGAAAAGGAAAAAACGCGAACGGCAUUUCCUUACUAUGAGUUAAAUGAAGACAAUUGCAGAAAAGGAUGUGAUGAAAACACAGUUUUUCAAAACGCACUGUUUGAUCCAUCUGUAUUUCAUGAAAAACAUACUGAUGAUGAUUCUUUACCGACAAGUUCAGCAGGGGAGAAGGAACCAAUAUUUCAAAAUAUGGAGUCAUUAUUUAUGAAAGACAGAUCAGAUUUCAAACCAAGGGUCUUGGAAAAUCCCCUUUCUUUUAGCAAAGUCAAUAAAUCACUUGACUCAGAUACCCUGGACAACUCUUUUGCAGUAGACACUUCAGAGAAAAGUAAAAUAGUUUCUGAUUCAAAGCCAGAGGAAAUCAUUGAAGUAGACGAUACAGAUUACUAUGAUAGCGAAGAUGAAUACUGGAAUAAUCAUAAAGUCCGGGAGGAUAAGGAAAGGGAUGGACAGAGAUAUAUGAAGUCAUCUGCAAAAGCUACAGGGACAGGGAGAUAUAGAUAUAUAUUAUUUUCUUUCUAUGUUCGAACGAAAUAUCCAUUAGAAGUGAAAAAAGUAAAGAAGGAUGAAUGGGGAGUAGAACAAUUCAAUAAUAUGCCAAUAUUUCAAAGAUCCAUCCAUAGAUUUGCAAGUGAUAAUGACUUCGAGAUACAGGAUGUGAUAUCAGAUGGCAACUGCCUUUUCAGUGCAAUUGCAGAUCAAUUAAUGAUUAAUGGGUCUCCAGGACACACUGGGAUCUCCUUGAGGCAAACCACCAUUCAUCAUCUUAACAUAAACCCUCGAAAAAAGAAUGGGGAUCAUCCUUCUUCCUUCCUAACAGAUGAAACAUGGGAGGAAUACCUCGCAAGAAUGGAGAGACCGGGAGAAUGGGGUGAUCAUAUAGCCCUUCAAGCCCUUGCUGAUGUAUUUCUGCUAGAAGUCAUCAUUUUUAACGUCUACCAAGAUGACAUAAGAAGAACAGAGGUUACUACAAAGUCCAAUGAAAAGAUUCAGAAGAAACUGAAAAUAUACCUUGGUCACCUUGGGGAGUUCCACUAUUUGAGUUUACGUCCAAGAAAAUGGCGAUUACAUUGGCCUUACAAAGCAUUGCUUUUUCGGAUACUGAAGAGUUCUGAUGAUCUGGAUAUAGAAUUUAAGCAAAGUUUUCUCAAGAAGAGUGUUAGAGGCAUGCCAACUGGAAAAUAUAUUUCAAAAAGUGAAAUAGACGAAACUGCUGAAUAUGUGUCACAGGAAAUGGAGAGAAUAAAUAUCAAUAAAGAUAAAACAGACAAUAACACUGAUGAUAUAUUCAAAACUUACAGCGGACAAGAACUUCUUUUGGAGGAAAUAGAAGAUUCUCAACAGUGUAUGAUUGAGGAUCCUCUGCACACUGACCAGGUGUCUGGAAUUCCUUUACCGCAUUUGUCAUUUAUCCUGAAGCACCUCAUACCCUUCAAUAUGAUUGACGUCUUUAAAGACCCAGAGGGAUUUCUUCAACAACUAGAAGGAACUUAUUUUCACUUCAUAGGGUCACAUGCAGACGGAAGCAUUUUUUCCCUGAAAGACAUUACCGAAACACAGUAUAUGACAGCGUAUUACAACCAAACCAUGAAGAAGGCCAAUGUGGUUGUUGUAAAAAUUGACACGCCUGUAUUGCCCCCAUUUAUCCCAUCAGAACUUCGAAAAGGACCUGGUGUUUAUUUUGACGAUUUACAUACAUACCCAGGAUAUUGUAGAUUAAAACUGCCUCCAAAUCAUAUCCCACUGGUUGAUGAAAACGUCAUCACAACAGAAUCUGGAUCUUACUUACAAGCUUACAAUGUUCCCAAAAAUUCAAAUUUAACUUCAAAACUAUCACAGAACAUUGAAAUUAAAUACAUUGGAUUUCCUUGCCCUUUUCUUCCAAUAGCUUAUUUCUGGUUGACCAAAACUCGUAAAUUUGACUUCCCAUCUCAAGAACUGUUAAAUUCAAUGAUGAGUAUCUCUUUUACGCUUAUUCCCAAGGCACAUCCCAAAAGUGAAAACCCAGCAAUUGAAUGGAAAUACAAUUUUACCAUUGCAGAACAUAUGAUAUUCAAAAGUUUCACUCACUCACAGAAACAUGGAUUCAUGAUUUUUAAAAUUCUAAUUGAUAACAUGACUUUCCAUCAUGAAAGUAGACUGAAAACAAAGCAUCUUAAGGCUAUUUUUUUAAAUUCGUGUGAAGAAAUCCCGUCUUCUGCUUGGGAUACGAAUUUCAGUGGCUGUGUGUUAUUUGUCUUCUGUGAGUUAGUUUCCUGCCUCAAGCGCAGAUUAUUGCCGCAUCAUUUUAUACCUGAAAUUAAUUUGCUUGAAUGUUUUUUACCAACUGACAUUGACACCUUCUGUGUUAUUAUUGAGUCCAUAAGGGUAUUUCCUGCUACCAUUUUACAGUUUGUUGCUGAGAAGCAUGGAUUUUUGUAUGCAACAAAAUUAGUGAGAGAUUCUCUCAAAAACCUUACAAAAUUCGUCGAAACAAGGGAUAUAGUUUCUGUCACUAAAAACACUCUUAUCCCAGGGUCCUUCCGUGUUGCCAAGGUUCUCUCAAAAAAUGGAUUCUAUACCACAGCAUAUUAUCUUUUGAAUGAUAUGCACAGACAGACACAACUGAUACCUGAAAUUGUAAGCAAGCACACAUUGCCAAACCUUCAUGAUUUUUUCUGCAGUGCCAUUGAUCAAAUGCGACAGAAAUCGUCUCGAGUAAUACUUGCAAGAAUGUACGACAAAGACUUUGGUACAUGCAUGGCUGAUUCAUAUCUGAAGAUAACUGAAUUGUCCUUGGCAAAAGUUAUACCUUGGGCUGUUGAUGAUAGAAUCAACUGGUUAGACGUUCCAAAAGAUGCAUUAGAGGAUUUUUCAUCAAUAGCUGAAUUUUUGUUCGAAUACAGCCUACGUGAAUAUGAAAGAAGAAAUAAAAUUCUCUCUACUCUUACAAUAGAAACAUGCAUUCGUUGUAUAAGACAUGCAAUCCAAGAAGAUUUACUAGAUAUAAGAAACAUAGAGGACAUAGAACUUAAACAAGAAAUUUUAUCACAAAAGCAGGAACUAAAAGCUAGGUUGAAGCAGUACUACUUACACGUUUUCUAUAUCUCAAGACUAGAUCUCCAAUUUUCUCCACUGAUCGAGCACAUGCCUGCUAUUGAAAAACUUUGCAAAGAGUUUCCUGAUAUGGCACUACUUGUGAGUGAGAUGUUUGCGUAUCUUAAAAUGGACGAUGAAAGCAGAAAAUAUGCAUCCCAUUUUUCUAGGCUUUUUCGAUCAGGCAAGUAA